AUGAGCACCGAUCCCUCCGACUGUCCUCAGGACAGUAACUCGACCGACUGUCUACUACGAGCUGUGGCGGAAAUUCUGAACGAAUCGCGCAAUGCCGACGGUGCAAAAUUUGAUUGGGAACCUUGGAAUUUUGGCAUAACCGUCUUCAUUGGUGCCGUGGCAUUAGUCUUUGCCCUGAUCCCCAUCAUUCAGGUUAUCAUUGCACCUGGACAAGGAAGCAGAACAUCAAGUCGCCUUGCCAUCGGGCCCUACUGGUCAGAGAAGACAACGAGGAAGUGGAACCCGCGCCAAUGGGUCUUCGAGUAUACCGUAACCACACCCAUCUUUCGCAUGAAGACAUUGAAGAAAUGGAUCAAGGAAAACAUCGAGGAAGAAAAUGAAGGCCAUGAAGAUUAUAAACAUGAUCUUUGGAGCGAUAUUGACAAGGUUUGCCCAGAGAGCAUAGAUAACUCGGAACCAGAAAAGCUAACAAUGAACAAGGCUUGUAGAACUGUCAACGAUAAGAGAGACACUGGAAAGAAACCGAUCGAUUUGAGGGCCGCUUUGGUUGAGAGUCUCCGCGCUUUUCUCGCCAAGAGAUUGUUACAUUUUCGUCGUGAGAAUAGGCCCGCUGCAACCUGGAUCGAGUUCUUCCAGAAAACUGGUUUGGACGAGAUUAUACCCAAACCCAAACCUCAAGAUCAACAAUCCCAAGGCACCGAGCCUCAAGAUCCCUUGGGUGAGAGGGACGUUACCGCUGAUUACCUUCCCAGCGACAUGGUCGCCGCUCCUGCGUACGCGCAAAUUGGGGUUAUUGUCACGGCCGCUGCAACAACACGAGGAUGGGUGAAAUGGCCCGACGAUCCAUCAUCGAAAUAUCCCGUAAUCCUUGGCCAUGGAUUCCAAUUCGACUUUCGCCAACAUCCCAUACUUGGUACUAUUGGAGCAUAUUCGCAGUACAGCAGAAAGAGCCAAGACCGAAUAGACCCUGACCAAGCCCUCGAUACUCUUUUACCUCAGUGGCUGCGCAGUACUAUACAAGACCAAGAGGCUCACCUCAAGAUUGAGAAGAGAAGACGUUUGAGACUGGACAGUCUGAACGAACUCCGCGUGGCCAUCCUCCACGCGCGCGGAAGUAUAGAAGCCCGCGAACAAUCGUUGUUCAGGGGCGGGUCCAAGGACAAGAACCCACUGAAGGCCAUCAAUCUGAAAGGCAGCGAACAACGCACCGAGGCAUUGAGAUUCCUUUUAGAGGUAUCCAAGAAGGACAUGGACUCGGGAGCAAGGGAUGCAUUUAUGUUGGACUACGGAGAGCUCUCCCAUGACCAAUAUAUGCCCAUUGUUGCACUGUUCCUGGCUAGCACGCCACAAUUUAUUCCUGCAAUAUUCCCUACGAAUUCUCUUCGCAAAAUGCCCCCACUUACGAUUCUCGCUUUGAGCGGGCACUACUGGACCGAAGUCUCAAAAGAGGCCGUAAGAGGGGACGACUUGUCUGAUUGGCCCAAGUCUCUUCAAACCCCUCGCUGGGACACCAAUGCCAUUCAAUGGGUCAACGAUGGCAUGGAUGACGUGGGUAAGGUCAAGAGCGAGACCCUCCACGAGACUUUCAAGAAGAUCAAACAAUCAAUUUACAAUUCCUGGAAUUGUCAAGGAGGGAACGGAUCAAAUCCUACUGUCGGCCUCAAGGUUGUACUUCAUCUCUGCCUGAAGCUGCUCCACAACGCCGACACUUUCCGGUCAUGGUUCGACGAAUAUCAUCCAGCAGUCGGAGCUUACCUGAGACGUCUCAUUCUUUUGCAACUCCAACUGCUAGAUCUCUGGUUCAUGGACGAUAAGCACACAACGAGUUCUACCGAGUCUCGUGCAAUUCGAAUUUGUAACACAACUCUCGUGUUAAUGCUGGCGGAAGACAUGGCGUCAAGGCAGGGAGACGUGGUUCAUCCAACUCCUGAUGAAUCAAAGCAGACCGUCUUCCGUCUUAACCUUCGCACACUGAAGUGGCUAGAAAAUUUGAUGAAACCCAUAGAUCUACCCGAGGAGAUUCCGGCAAGGUAUAGGAAUGAUUGGAAUCCACAAAAGAGUUUCGAUCGCAAAAGUCUCUCGAUCAAGAGCGUUCAAAACCAAGAACAAGAUGAUCAUGAGAUCUUGGAAUCUUUGGCUGCACAGAUGAAGCCAUACGAUAAAGAUCUGAGACACCUUGCAUGCGAUCAUUAUAACAAGAAGUGGGAGCUGUUCAAUACUUGCCGGAUGUUGAACAGAUUGGACAAAGUGGUCUCUUCUAAGGCUGAUAGCGCCUAUCGUAAGAGGCUGCCCCGUGAAUGUCAAGUAGAAGAAAGCGUGGACGACAAGACGACUGAUGACAUAAUUAUAUUCCGCUGCAUUCUCAUAUCAUUACUCUUCCAGAUGGCCCCGGACAACAGCAAACUGCUAGAUUCGGGGAUCUGGGAACAGGUUGUGGGUAUUCUUUAG
Messenger RNA from Colletotrichum abscissum, 2448 nucleotides. RefSeq lists its product as uncharacterized. Bases 1 to 2448 code for a protein of 815 amino acids. The record is from RefSeq and is a predicted model, not a curated record. NCBI's taxonomy places the organism in Eukaryota, Fungi, Ascomycota, Sordariomycetes, Glomerellales, Glomerellaceae. The transcript has a single exon.